CUUCAGAGCGGAUUCAGCCGCCAAGUAAGUUACAUUUUUGCCAUGUCACGCUACAGAAGUUUGAGACCAAUCUAUUUAUAGAAAAAAACUGAUUUUGGUGUGGGCACCGAGACAUAUGCUGCUGGACAUAUGAUCUGAAAUGAGAGCCUGACGCGUCUUUUGAAGGGAAUUCCUGGUGAUUUUCUUUCCUUUUUUUCUCUUUGGUUGAGCCGCUGUUAUUACUGUAUAGCUGAGGUUACACAGUGAAGCCAGAAGCCUCAUGUUUUCGUCAAGCCAAGAGGAGCACUGCGCCCCGUCCAAAGACCCGGUGAAGUACGGGGAGCUGGUGGUGCUGGGGUACAAUGGCUCCCUGCCCAAUGGAGAUCGGGGUAGACGGAAAAGCAGAUUUGCGCUGUACAGGAGGACCAAAGCCAAUGGUGUUAAGCCGAGUACUGUGCACAUCCUCAACACACCCCAGGCAAACAAGGCUGUGAACUGUAAAGGCCAACACAGCAUCUCCUACACGCUGUCCAGAAACCAGACGGUGGUGGUGGAGUACUGCCAUGACAAAGACACAGACAUGUUUCAGAUUGGGCGUUCUACUGAGAGUCCCAUUGACUUUGUGGUGACUGACACAAUAGCAGGAGGCCAGGAGGGCGAGGAGACUCCCAUCACUCAGAGCACCAUCUCCCGUUUUGCCUGCCGAGUUGUCUGCGAGCGCAACCCGCCCUUCACUGCUCGCAUCUACGCUGCUGGUUUUGAUUCCUCCAAAAACAUCUUCCUCGGGGAAAAAGCCGCAAAAUGGAAGAAUCCUGACGGUCACAUGGAUGGACUGACCACCAAUGGCGUGCUGGUGAUGCACCCUAAGGGCGGGUUCACGACGGAGUCAAAGCCUGGAGUCUGGAGGGAGAUUUCUGUUUGUGGCGAUGUUUACACACUGAGAGAGACCCGCUCAGCACAGACCCCCGGCAAACUGGUGGAGAAUGAGAGUAAUAUCCUGCAGGACGGCUCCCUGGUGGAUCUGUGUGGAGCCACUUUACUGUGGCGUACUGCGGAAGGCCUCUUCCACACUCCCACCCAAAAGCAUCUGGAGGCUCUCAGGCAGGAGAUCAACGCGGCACGGCCCCAGUGCCCCGUGGGUCUCAACACGCUUGCCUUCCCCAGCAUGCAACGCAGCCGCGCCCUCUCAUCUCUCGAGGACAAGCAGCCAUGGGUCUACUUGGCGUGCGGCCACGUGCACGGUUACCACAACUGGGGCCACCGUUCAGAGCAGGAGGCCAGCACUCAGCGAGAGUGUCCCAUGUGCCGGAUGGUUGGGCCCUACGUGCCGCUGUGGCUGGGCUGUGAGGCGGCUUUCUACGUGGACACAGGUGCACCAACACAUGCCUUUGUGCCAUGUGGACACGUGUGUUCGGAGAAGUCCGUCAAGUACUGGGCGGAGAUCCCUCUGCCUCACGGCACCCACGCCUUCCACGCCGCCUGCCCCUUCUGUGCCACCCAGCUCAGUCUCACUCAGGGCUGUACCAAGCUAAUCUUCCAGGGCCCGGUGGACUGAGCGGAAGGGUCCUGCUCCGGCAGAGAAGAUUAAACAGGAAUGCCAACACGCUGUGAAACUGUUCCCAUUAUUUUGUGCUUUGUUUUGUUCGUAUAAGCCAGCUGUGGAAAGGAGUAAGUCUUCUCAAGUUCUGGUCAUAAACUGUGGAUUCUGCACAACAGAGAGCCAUUACAGAUUGUUCAGGGCCUCUUGUGGAUGUUCAGAUGGCCACUGUGGGACGCAGAGAUGGUGGAGCACACUGGACCACAGGUGCCUGGCUCCUCCAGAAUGAAAUACUGAUUCAGCUGUCCUGCCGCUUUAAACAAGGCUCCAGCACUGGGCUGUUUUAAACUGCAAUGGCUGCUGGUUUCCCAUCAGAGAGCCAUAGAAUUAAGGUUGUAGAAGGAAUGAAUUGCUUUUACUCAUGAAUCAGACUGAAGCAGGUAAUGGCAGAGUAGUUUUGGGAAUAAGAAAAGGGGGGAGGGUUUUUAGUUCAAUCCCUGAUGGGUCUGAGAGAAAGUUUUACAGAGCCAGACAGCUGGACUGUUGGCUGGGAGAGAGGCCAGGAGAAACUGGGGUCUAACGAGUUAAGCGUUCCCCAUUGCCCUGUCGUCCCUGAACCCCUAAUGGCAUCUAGAUCAUGUAGCUCUCCAGAUUUUGGCUUCCAUUUGCUGAACAAACAUUAAGGACGGGGGAGGGGGGCGGGACUUUUUGUGUAUAGAGAUAUAAUCCAGUGCCUCAAAUCCCAAUAAACUGGGAAUAUUUUUCAUAAACGAGAAAAGAUAUUUUGUUGAAGGCAAAGGGAGGGGUAGUUUUGCAGACGUAAGGUGAUGACAACCCACACAGAUUCUUCUCCACAUUUAUAUCCAACAGAGGACGUAUUUUACUACACUGAGGCCCUUGUACUGUUUUGUAAUGCAAAUGUUAAUAUAUUUUUCUCCUGCAUAAAUAAUGUGUGUGAGAAUGUUUGAGAGUGUGUGCAUGCAUGUGUGAUUGCGUGUGGGUUGGGCUGUGUGGGUGUCCUCGGGCUUUGUUUAAAAUUGCCCUGCAUCAUUUCACCCCAAUCCCCUUUACUAUGAUCUCGCCCACCACCCCAAAAAAAAAAGCUACCAGAGAGAACACAGGACUGAAAUGGACCUCGCAGGGUUUGACAAUGAAUGUACUGAAAUACAUCGACUCUCCUCGCUGGUGGCGCCUCAGUUACACAGCUGUUCAAGGUAUAUGUAAGGCCGUCAUUGGAGCUGUACCACCACAUGCAUCAACUGCACCUGAUUUGCUAGCUUGCAAGCUAGUCGUGUCGCUGCCCCACACACACACACACGUACUGUAUUCAAUCUGCACUGUUGUUAGCUUUAUCCCAUGCUGGGUCUGAUCCAAUGAUUUUGUACGCUGUCAAACCUGGGCACAGUCUCAGCAGCAUCCAGAGAUUAUACCAAAUAUAAGGAGGAGCUGUUUUUCUCUCCACACGCAAGAUGUAACGACCACUCUCUCCGAUCCAAAGUGUUUCUGUAAACAAUACUAAACCCAAACGGCUGCUAUGGUGGAGUGUUGACAGCUCUGGAUUACAGUCAGGGCUGUUAAGUUGCUCGCAAACCGUUCUCCAUGGGAAUAAUGAUAUUAUCGCGCACCAUGCCAAAUUUGGUGAGUUCUAUUGUGCGUGGAUGAGUCGAGUUGUCCAAAACAAAAGUAGCGGACAAAUUGAAACUAAAGAAUCUGGGACGAAUCUUUGCACUCUUCCGGAUGUUGGCUUGCCAGACUGUGCCCACAUGUAGAGUGUAGUUGAAGGCGUUAAUUCUGCCACUGGCUCAUCAAAAUACGAUAUAAAGCAUUUAUGAGAUGUUGAGGGUAAAGUUCCUAUUGUAGCAUUCAAAUUUUGCCCCAGGCCUCACUGACAAAGCCAUGAUCUCAACGGCUCUUUUUUGUUUUUGUUUUUUGGUUCCCUUUCGAAGUGAAACCUAGCUAGCAUUCUGAAAAAGCAACAUCAGCAGCAUUACGCUUUACUCAUACCACAGAGCAUUUCUGAAUGGCCCAAUCGCUCCAGAUUUUAUGUAACCACCGAGCAGGGUCACGUACUAAAAGCCACAUACUGUACAGUAGCAUUCCUCUUCCAACACUUCGAGCUCAAACACUGUGCCCAUUGCUUAAGACUGUGUUCUGUAACAGCUGCGGAGUAGCUGCCUCAAACAUUCCUCCUUGGUAAACAUGGGUGGGGCCCUCAGUUCACCCAAGGGCUUGUUCUAUGAUUAUUUGUCUCCUACAGGAACUCUGUACACAAGCCAUAGAACGCACUGAUGCUCCCAAUGCCUCCUUUGCAAAGAAUAAAAUAUUUUUUAAAAAUAA
This is a messenger RNA of Acanthopagrus latus (yellowfin seabream), 3853 nucleotides long. RefSeq names its product pellino E3 ubiquitin protein ligase family member 2 (gene peli2). The coding region runs from base 260 to 1534 and encodes 424 amino acids. The record is from RefSeq and is a predicted model, not a curated record. Gene Ontology annotation, biological process: protein polyubiquitination; regulation of Toll signaling pathway. NCBI's taxonomy places the organism in Eukaryota, Metazoa, Chordata, Actinopteri, Spariformes, Sparidae. The transcript has 6 exons. Gene Ontology annotation, molecular function: protein binding; ubiquitin protein ligase activity.